AUGGACAACUGGAAAGCCUUCACCCAGAAGGUCUCGGCCAACGUCACGCCCCUCGGCGCCAACAUAUCGCGCGGCUUUGGCAACCUCAACCAGCAGGCAAAGGAGCGCUUCGGCGCCGUCGAUGCCGACGACAUCACCGAGCUCCCGCAGGAGUACAAGGAUCUCGAGCGCCGCGUCGACGCGCUCAAGCUGGCGCACAACAACCUGCUCAAGAUCACGCGUGCCUACGAGUCCGAGGGCUACGACUACCCGACGCAGGUGCAAGAGUCGAUCGGGCAGCUGUCGCAGCAGAUCGGCCACAGCGUCACGUCCUGGGCUGCGUCGGCGACCAAGGGUGUGCCUCAGCUGCCCACGGUCCAGGCCACCUCUGCGCCGCCCGAGGUGCACCGCACCCUCUCCCACGCCCUCUCGCGCGGCGCCGCCUCGGGCGCGCUGGAGCUCGGCGCCAGCCCGACGAACAUCGCUGGCCUGCCGACGAGCCCGACGACGGGUGCGGCGGGCGCGGGCCAGGAAGAGGGCAAGCUGGGAGAGGCACUGCAGAAGUUUGCCCUGGCGCAGGACCGCGUCGGAAAUGCCCGCCUGGCGCAGGACGAUGCGAUCCGCGAGGGAUUCCUGAGCCCGUGGCAGGGCUUUGGCGCGCAGAUUGCUGUGGCUACUAAGGCGCGCCAGGCUGUGCGCGAUGCACGGCUGCACCUCGACUCGUGGCGCCAGACGCUCAAGGCUUCGGAGGCCAGCGGCAACUCUGCCAAGCUGGAUGCGCAGCGCCAGGAGGUGGAGCAGGCCGAGGACAAGCUCGUCGAGGCCACAGAGGCGGCCAUCGCAUCGCAAAAGGCGGUCCUGGAGAACCCCGAGGGCAUCAAGUCGCUCGCUGCCUUUGUCAAAGCCCAGAGCGAAUACCACGCGGCCGCCGCCGAGGUGCUGGCGCAGGCCAGCUCGGAGCUCGCCAGCCUGGGCAUGUCGGCCGAGUCGGACUACCGGGCCACGCGCGCUUGAAGCGCUCGCAGUUUCGGCGUUUGUCCAGCCACCCAGACCCACGCGCAGGCACGCUUCUCGAGAGAGAUGCCAGAGAUCUCGUGACCGCGCGUUUGUUCCUCGAUACACCCGUUCCCAUUCCCCGCACGAGCCUCGCUUCUUCGUGCCCGCCCAUCUCUACGCCCCCCGUGAGAAAACGAAAGCGCCUUUGCCUUCUUCCCGAUGCGAGAGCACCAAGCACACGUUGCGAAGGGUGAUCAUUAGACGGAGAGCGGGACAUGGGUUAGCUGAGGACAUUAGAGAGGAGAGGAGAUGUCGAGUUGCGACAAAGAAAGUCCAG
Messenger RNA from Tilletiopsis washingtonensis, 1312 nucleotides. RefSeq lists its product as hypothetical. The record is from RefSeq and is a predicted model, not a curated record. NCBI's taxonomy places the organism in Eukaryota, Fungi, Basidiomycota, Exobasidiomycetes, Entylomatales. The coding region runs from base 1 to 993 and encodes 330 amino acids. The transcript has 7 exons.